Pygocentrus nattereri (red-bellied piranha) is the source of this 3785-nucleotide messenger RNA. It is a transcript of the gene parp9, whose product is annotated as poly(ADP-ribose) polymerase family member 9. Bases 386 to 2911 code for a protein of 841 amino acids. Gene Ontology annotation, biological process: negative regulation of gene expression; positive regulation of type II interferon-mediated signaling pathway. Lineage: Eukaryota; Metazoa; Chordata; Actinopteri; Characiformes; Serrasalmidae. Gene Ontology annotation, cellular component: cytoplasm; nucleus. The transcript has 9 exons. The record is from RefSeq and is a predicted model, not a curated record. Gene Ontology annotation, molecular function: ubiquitin-like protein ligase binding; transcription corepressor activity; NAD+ poly-ADP-ribosyltransferase activity.
CACAAUGUAACUGUUCCACUAUUUAAGGUGGAACGGGAGGAUUCGAUCACGAAGCUGGCGAAGCAGUAGCUGACUUCAGCUUUGUGUUACUGAAGUCCUCCUGCCACUGGAACAUCCACCACAAGACCUCAUCUGACCGAUUUCUGGAAGAAAAAGGACCGUAAAUGUAAAAGUGGGGCUACUUUAAACCUGAGGCGAAGUGGCUCUUCGUGAAACGCCCUUCGUUUCUUGUAAAAAGAAACCAGGCUAAGCUGGGAAAACAAGUUUUACUUUCGCUUUUUUAUAUGUAACGUCGUACUUAGUCUUCGCCGUCGUUUUUCAAGCGCAUUUUGCUUCCUCCGUAAAUCAGGGAUCCCUGUUGUUGGCUUAAGGCAAAUUAGCAACAAUGACUUCCACAGAAUGUAUUCCAUUCACUGUAGAGUCAACUAAGAUUCUGGAACAAAGUCAUGUUGCCUUUUGCAGCGCUUUAAAUGGAAAAUUUGGUUGUGCAGCUGUGUUUCACAAUGUGGAAUUCACCACUACUUCAUCCAGUGGCAGCAACAAAGGGACAGUCAUGCCUGAAAUUAAGUACUCAAGACACCUGUCUGGAGGCCUGAAGAUAUCUGUGUGGAAGGAUGAUCUCGUAACUCACAAAGCAGAUGCUGUGGUUAAUGCAGCUAAUGAGCACUUAAAUCAUGGAGGAGGACUUGCUCUAGCUCUGUGUCGAGCUGGAGGUCCUCAAAUUCAACAAGCGAGUGACCAAAUCAUAAAAGUGCAGGGACGUGUUGCUACAGGUGGCGCUGUUGUCACCCCAGCUGGAAAUCUCCCUUGUAAAUAUAUCAUACAUGCGGUUGGCCCCUAUGUGCAUCUAAAUCCAUUAAAGAGCGACAUUGCUGCAGCCUCACCCUUGCUGGAUAAAGCUAUACAGAGCAUAUUCAGAUGCACUGAGUUUCACAACUUACAAUCUGUUGCGAUCCCUGCUAUUAGCUCUGGCCUUUACAAUUUUCCACGGGAUCUCUGCGCAGACAUCAUUGUAAACGCUGUGAAGUCCUUGAGUUAUGUGAGAAACCCACAAGCCAUAAGCCUAGAGAUCCGUUUAGUGAACAACGAUGAUCCUUCUGUUCAAGAGAUGCUGAGAGCUUGCAAGGAAAUUCUAGGGCCAUCUGACUCAUUUAGUGGGGCAGUGCAAAUCCAAAGCACCUCAUCAGCCACAUCUGCAUGGCCUAGUCUGGAGCUGGGAAACGUGACUCUCUACCUCAAAAGGGGCCCCAUUGAGGAGGAGACAACAGAUGUCAUCGUGAACACCAUAGCACAUGACCUCGACUUAUCAAAAGGCUUCGUUUCCAAGGCAAUAUCAGAAAAAGCUGGAUGGAAGAUUCAAGAUGAAAUACGGAAGCGUAAUAAGUGGAACUCUGUUGCUGAUGGUUACGUUGGUGAAACCGAGGCCUAUAACCUGAACUGUAGGGCAGUGUACCACACUGUCUGUGCUGUGAAGAGUCGCAGUUCCUCUGCAAGUCAGAUUCUUCACAAAGUGGUCACACGUUGCCUUAAAAUGGCAAUGAAUACGUUUUCAUCCAUAUCUUUUCCUGCUAUUGGCACUGGCAACCUUGGAUUCCAGAAAGAGGAAGUUGCUCAGUUAAUGAUUGGUGCAGCAGAACAAUUUGCCAAGCAACAUAAGGGGAAGAAAUUGGAUGUGUAUUUUGUCAUUUUUCCAAAGGACACAGAUAUAUACAAGGCUUUUGAAAAUAAAAUGGAUUCCAUUAAAACCCAGAGUGCCUCCAAAAUGUUCAGCAGUACCACUGGCAAAGGUUCAGCAUUUUAUAAUAGUGAGAAAGCCAGUGAAACACCUUACAUUGAGCUAUUUGCAGACUCCUCUGAAGCCCUAAGAGAGGCAAAAGCAUGGGCAACGAGAAUACUGCAUAAACCUGAGGAUAUCACAAUAAAUAAUAACCAUGUCAUCCGGUUUGGCCAGGAGGACCAUGAAAAACUGAUGUCCAUUCAAACCAAAUUUAAUGUACUCAUCACAGAGUUCUUCAGAAAUGGCAAAUGUGGCAUUACCAUCAAUGGUGAACGCACAGAUGUCAGUUCUGCAGCACUGGAGGUGGAAGCUAUGCUUUUGAAGGCCCAAGAGGACUUCGCUAAUGCUGAGGAAAAUGAGCUGCUGCGCUCUGUGGUCUGCUGGCAGGCUUUCCCUGGCUCAGAAGAACCAGAGAUAAAUGCUGCUUUGGAGAAGACUUACCUUACAGGUGUUGACUCUAAGGUUUUUUCAGUGAAUGGCCGAGACAUCAAAAUUGACUUCAGGCGUAUGCAGAUGGACACUGAAUUUGGAGGGGCAAGCAUUCAAAGGAUCAAUAUUUUCACUCUCUAUUCCACGUUGCCACCGUUGAAAAGCAAGUCAUAUUAUGCAAGGACCCCCAUUGAAGAGAAGAGCUAUGAUUGGACAGAAAGGAAGAGAAAAUUGCAAAAAUCUGGCCUGAAGAUUGUGAAGGUGGAGAAAAUGGAGAACAACGCCCUGAAGCAGGUAUUCGAGUUGAACGAGAAGCGAGUGCUUAAAUUCCAGCAGCUGUACCAGUGUGUGACAGCACAGUUCUGUGAGCUGAUCUGCAGGGUGGGAUUCCAGAGAGAGUAUGCGCCACCGGAAGAGCAAAAAUAUGGAGCUGGAAUAUACUUCACCACGGAAGUGGAAACUGCUCUAAAGUUGUGGAAGGACUAUGAAGAAGAGUAUAUCUACAUCAUUGAGGCUCGAGUGCUCACUGGCCAGAGCACAGCUGGGUCACCACAAUUUAUUGUGCCCCCUCCUACUAAAGAUGACCCUCUGGUCCUUUAUGACAGUGUGACAGAUGCUAACAAAGACAUAUUUGUCAUCUUCAAUGGCCAACAGGCCCUACCUGAAUUUCUUAUCACAUGCAAAAACCCAACAACCUCUGUUUAGCUGAGUGUUUACUGCAUUUAUCACAAGUCAUUGUGAAGUAAUGACAAAAUGCGCACAUAUGCGUAAUAGUCCAGCCUACUGAAACAUGAAGACCGUUGCAUAAGAAGGUUGCAUAAGUCACAUGUAAAUAAUAGUAUAUUUAUGAUUGAAGCAAAAAAUAUAUAUUGUCCAGUUGCUGUUAUGUUAGGCCCAUGUCAAUAUUUACUAAUCUCAAAGCUACCAGUAAAUCUGUUCCUGUAAACCCAGAAAAUGCAUUUAAAAGCAAGUCAAACUUAUUGCUUUACAAAAUGAUUUAUGUUGGUUAUCUUAGCCACCGAACCUCUCUGCUACACUGUGGAGAAAAAUUAGGAAAAAAAAUAAAUUACACACUACAAAACCAUUUGGUGUGUGUCUACAUGUUUCCAGGCACACAUUACUAAUAGCAUAUCCUCUUCGAGUUGCCCUGAACGUUCACUUUAUUUUUCAGUUUUUCUUUUAAACCUCUUUAUGUUGCUUUGGGCCUACCCAGUUUUGCUUUCCUUUUGAAUGAGUCUCAUUGCUUGCUGACACCUAGGAAUGGGGGAAAACCGGAUAAGAACUGAUUUAUAAUAUGGUUUUUGUUUCAUAAAUCAAUGCGUAACAAUGGUGAUUUAAAUAAAAAUUGUAUUCUACUGUAGCACUGUGAGAAUAUUUUACAAUAAUGACUUUUGGUUGAUUUAUAUAGGGAUAGUAGGUUACUAUUUCUUUAAAUACAACAUUUGAUAUUAUAUGGACAGCAGGUUAUAAUUUCUCGGAAUACAAGAACUGAGGGUAAUAAGGUUAUAUUUUACUAGGAUUAUUAUGGUUUGAUUGCAUGUGGUGUACCCAUCCAACAAUAAAAUGUAAUAGAUUUCAA